Molecule: messenger RNA, 2336 nt
Organism: Bemisia tabaci
Lineage: Eukaryota; Metazoa; Arthropoda; Insecta; Hemiptera; Aleyrodidae
Source: RefSeq, a predicted model, not a curated record
UUUGAUCGAGGGAAGGACAACCGCUUGGUGUCAACAAAUACCAGAUUUAUUCGACUUCAAUAGGGAUCAACCGCCUCGCGAAAAGCGAACGUGACGGAACACAAUAUCAUGAGGAAUCCGCGGCUCGGACCCUUUCAUACAUUGAAGCCUGCCAGUUUUCUGCGAACGGGUUGACCCACAAAUUAUGAAGAGCCCUUCGGAAAUUAUUAGCGUUUGACUUCACACCUUUUCCCCUGUAUGGGUUUUUCGCCACUUUUCCUUUCCUUUCUCUACCCUUUUUCCUUUCCAUUUCUUUGCCCACUUUCCUUUUUCCUUUCGGUUCCUUUGCUCUGGUCACUUCUUCCGUACUUCAGUUUUCGCCAACCGCUUCGUCUGAACGUUCUGUUGUCCCUUUCCGAAAUCAGUCUAUUCUUCGGUCUCCCUCGGCUCUCAAGUUGCGCGUUACUCGGGUUAAUUUCUUUUAAAUAUUUAGAAGUGAAUAUUUGAGUGUGGUUUUUUUUCCUUGUUCUUUUUUGGUUUGAUUAAAUGUGGUUAUUAUCGUGGUCAUAUGUGGUAAAUUAAAAGAAUCAAGUGACAGCGGAAAAGCCAUGGAAAGCGAGAAACGAAGGAGGCCCACUAGCGAUAUUUUCUACUUGGUGCGCUUCAUUGAAGAUGGCAUUUUAUAUACUUGUCCCGAGAAGCGAGUUCAGAAGACCGAUCUCACGAAGGCGAAAGUUAUGUGGAAGGACGGGAAGUAUUAUGAAGCAGAAAUACUUGCCACAGGAACACGCCCUGCCAACCUGAAGGCCGAGUGGGAAAAAAAGGAAUUUGAAAUAAAAACGAAACCACAGAGCCGGGAGUUGGGAGCUAUGAACAAGGAUAAGACGUCGCCAUCGGAAACUUUCUAUUUGGUCGAAUUUAAAAAAAACAGAAUCAACUAUACGUGCCAUGAAGACUGUGUGAAACAUAUAAGUGACACUGAGAUUCACGUGAAAUACAAGGAUGGGGAGUACUACCCAGCAAAAAUUAUUGAAACAGCAAGAGAUGAAGCUGAUUUGUCCAUAAAACUAAUUGCAAAACAGACGGAACAUUGCAGGAAUUUUAACGACAAAGCUGAUCAAAGCUUAAAACCAGCGGUUGUGCAGGACAAAGAAGCCUUGUCAGAGUACGACAGAGAAUUGAAUGAAAAUAUCAAUCUGAUGAAGAAAGCAGGGGUAGCACUCCGAUCCUACAAUUUAAAACAAAUUGCCGCUACAUCUCGUAUAAUGAACUCCGGGGAAUAUACCGACCUAGACAAUUCGGAGGAGGUGAAGAUAAUAGAUGCAGCCACAGAUAAGAUUUUGGGGGAAAAGUGCAAGAGAGAUAUCGCCGACAUGGUUGCCUCUAUAGGAGACCCGACAUAUUCUCAUCAUAUUUUAAACGGAGAGACGGCUAAAGAGGACCACCAUGAACUCAUUAAACCUGAAGACAAAGAAGAAAAUGGUGAGAAACAAAUUUUGGAUUUAGAGACAAGUCAAGAGGAGUUUUUGACCGUUGAAGCCGGGCCGGGAGAUACAAAAGAGAGCGAACCUUCCGACACCGAAAAACAACAAAAGUUAACGAGAAAAGGCAAAAAAAUCCUUGGGAAGUCCCGUGUGAUACCUAAUUCCGAUAUUAUCUCUGAAGUAUCUUCUGAAGCACCGCGGGACGGAGCUGACGAAGAAAUUGGCUCUGGGGAAAAAUCUACCAGUGAAAUAAGAGAUGUUGGCGAACAAUCUACUUCUGGAGAGAAGAAGAAACAAGUCAAGGUGUAUGAUAAGAAGUAUAUUUGUUUAUUUUGCAAAAAGUACACUAAAAAACCGGCAAGACAUUUAGAGGAUUGCCAUGCAGAUAAAAAGGAAGUUGCAGAGCUAUUAGCUGCUCCCAAGAAAAGCGAGAAAAGAAGGCUAGGAUUCCUAGCUUUGCAGCGUGAAGCGGACUUCUAUCAUAACUGUUCAGUUGUGAGCUCUAAAUCAGGUGAGCUGAUACUUGCGCGAAGGCCGUCAAAAGAUGAAGAGGGUUCCUACAGCAUUGAGGAUUACGGACCGUGUCCUUACUGCUUGGGGUUCAUGAUAAAGUCACAGUUAUGGAGGCAUGUAAAAGGAAACUGCCCGGGACUUAGUAAUGAUAAGGAAAAGAUAGAUCUGCACAUCGAAAGAAACGAAGCAGCAAAUAGGAGAACGUAUGAGAAUGUGCAAGGUGAAAGUGCCGCUCUACUGUCAGCUGCUUGUGCGAACUCAGCUGAAAAGCAAGACUUUGAACGACUCAUAGUGGCGGGCAUGUUUACAGAUGAAGUUUUCGACUUUAUGAAAAAUUUAAUGUCACACAACGUCCUUUAA